Molecule: messenger RNA, 1659 nt
Organism: Planococcus citri (citrus mealybug)
Lineage: Eukaryota; Metazoa; Arthropoda; Insecta; Hemiptera; Pseudococcidae
Product: mitochondrial ornithine transporter 1
Exons: 1
Coding region: 219-1133 (304 amino acids)
Biological process (GO): mitochondrial L-ornithine transmembrane transport
Cellular component (GO): mitochondrion
Molecular function (GO): L-ornithine transmembrane transporter activity
Source: RefSeq, a predicted model, not a curated record
AUAAAAUGAAAAAAAAUCUCGAAAAGGUGAUGAAAUGAAAUGAAAAUUUCACGUGCAAUUAGCUUAUCGUCUGCGCCAGUCUAUCAAAAGAUUAAUUCAUCUGAACAUGAAUUUAAAAGCGAACGUAUCGAGUUUCAGAUCAUUCAUAGUAAACAGUUCGUUGACGUGUGUUGUGUAAUUUUCUUCACGUGAGCUUUUUAAACUUUAGUGUUAUCACAAUGGCAGAAAACGUUCGACGGUCAAAGUUUGUCGAAGGAUUGAUCGAUUUCGCGGGUGGAUCCCUCGGAGGAGUUGCUACGGUCUACGUCGGUCAACCUUUGGAUACUGUAAAGGUGAAAAUGCAAACAUUUCCAAAGGUUUACAACGGUAUGUUAGACUGUUUCGUAAAGACAUACAGAAGCGAAGGCUUCAUCAGAGGACUGUACGCCGGAACUGGUCCAGCCAUAACGGCGAACGUUGCUGAAAAUUCAGUAUUAUUUGCUUGCUACGGAGUUUGCCAAAAAUUCAUCGCUACCAUUACCAAUACGCCCGAUGUGUCUCAACUUGGUACUUUAUCAAAUGCCACUGCCGGUUCACUGGCUUCCUUUUUCUCUGCAUUUUCACUUUGCCCGACUGAACUCAUCAAGGUGAAAUUACAGUGUGCUCGUGAGGUUGCUACCAUAUCCGGUAACAAGAUCGAAGUAACAGCUUCCAAAUUGAUUCGAGAGAUCGUUCGACGGAAUGGAUUCUUCGGUCUGUUUCAAGGGUUACAAUCUACGAUCGUUAGAGAAAUGCCCGGAUAUUUUGUAUUUUUCGGCGCCUACGAAGGAUGUCGAGAACUUCUCAAACCAGUCGGUAAAACCAAAGAAGAUUGUAGUACUUUUUCUACGAUCGUGGCCGGUGCAGCGAGCGGUAUAGCUUUAUGGUCGGUUAUUUAUCCCAUUGAUGUGGUGAAAUCCAGAAUUCAAGUUACCCACGAAGUUGGAAAUACUAAUUUAUGGAUGCAUCUAUUGAACAUAUCGCGCAAAGAAGGAUUCAUGUUUUUGUACAGUGGUCUGCAACCGACUUUGAUUCGUACGAUUCCAGCGUCUGCGGCUCUCUUUCUCACGUACGAGUGGACCAAGAAAAUAUUAAGCGAAAUAAUUCCAUGUUGAACUCCAGUUAUAUUGUAGUUCCUACGUAGUAGUAUCGUAUUCGUAACUAUCUUAUGAUCGCAUGACAAUAUUAAGCAAACCGAAAUUCGCUGGAAAUAGUAUGUGUCCAUUUUAAUUAUCUCGAAGCCGCUGAUUUUGACGAAAUUGUACUCGACAUUUUUCGUGUAAUGGUACUCGAUUAUUUCUCGUACGUUUUAAAUUUUUUUUUCGAAAAACCGUACGAGAAUGAAGGGUCAAUUUGAAAUCUCUGUAGUAUUUUUCGUUUUGAUUUCUGCGUUGCUAGUCGUUGGGUUAUGUUUUUGUGCAAUUAAUCAAAUUUUAACUUCAAAUCACCUUUUUUUUUUACAAACGGAUAUCAAAUAUGAAUUUACUAAAAUGAUGUUCAGAAUUUUUUAUUUUUUCAUAUUUAAGUACCUUGUGUUUUGUUAUUAAUUUUUCUAUGUUAAUUAUUAUUCCGUGAAUUGCGGAUUUUAUUAAUUUAAAAAAAAUCUGUGUUAUUAUGACUUAAUACACAUUUUAUCAAUUA